AUGGGGCAUGGCCUGUAUGUAUGUCUGACUGCAUCCAUCAAUAUGCAGGAGAGGGUGGACGCGCUUGCAGCUGGAGAAGGUGACGGCUCGAAUUCAAGCUCUUCCAGUGAUGAUGAAUCCAGCAGUUCCAGCAGUUCCCAUUUUGGAUUGCAGUCCAGUGCUGCCCCAAAAGCCAAACCCAAAGCCAAGAAGCCAAAGGCUGCGGGUAAGGGCGCAGACAAGCCCAGUGCUGAGGUAGCACCACCGGUACCUCCAGUGGCAUUGAAGACCAUUGCCACCGACAAUUCUGAGCCAAGUAGUGCUUUGCCAACUCCAGCUCCAUCAUCUAGAUCAGAGAAGUCAGAGAAGCUUUCUGAGAAGGCGCAGCAGAUGCUUUCAAGCCUUGAGCUGUUGACCCCAGCCACCAUUUGGCAGACAGGAGUGGCAAAAUCCAAGUCAAUUGAGCAGACUCUGAACAAAGCGAUGGAGUUGAUCUCUCGCUUGGACGGUCAGUCUGAGGCAGGCCUGCAAGAGGCCAAUGCCAAACUAGGGGCUGAAGCUGAUCGGGUGUCUCAAACCUUCGACCUGGUGCAUGAGAUCAAAGAUGCAAAGUCUGCGCUUGGCAAGUCCUUGAUCGACAACAAGGAUCGCUUGAUGGCAAUGGUGGGCCCGAUGAAGCCGGAAGACAUUAACAUUGUGCUCAUUGACAUUGCCAAGCAGUUGGUGGAGGUCAACAUUGAGAGCAGUGGCAAUGAUGCAGUGCUCUUCUCGUUCAUUACCAUCAACCAGACAUCAUGGAAUGGUUUUGGUCUGAGUUCCUUGACCACGGAAGAGGUGAAACCCACUUUGUGCACAGUGCAAACCAAUGUGAUCAACUUUUGGUUGGACAAGCUUCGACCGCUUGGCACAGCAGCUUUGCACGGGGUUUUGGCUAGCAUUCCAGCUGAUUGGUUUCUUCCAGCUCUCACGAGGCGGCCAAUCCCGCCGAAUGCAGAUUUGACAUUUUCACCACUGGACGAGUCUGUGGAAAACAAGACGGGCAUUGUGACCAAAGCCCUUUUCGAUUUGCAGAAGAUGUUGGCAUGUCAGGUGUGCUCCGAUUCCAUCAUCGACAACAAUGCCAAGGGAACUUUGGACAGUGUGGCGGGCAAAGGCGCUGAGCUAGUGAAAACAUUGGGGCAAGUGAGCGACCUCUUCAAGACUGGCAAGUCCACAGAUUUUGCUGCUUCCCAUGAGCACUGGAAGACUCUUGAGUCCGUGGCGGACACCUCAAACUUCUUGGGCAAUCUUGAAGGGCGCCAAAGUGAGUUAGAUCAGCUUCAGGCAGCGAAGUCUACCUGUCUUGGGCUGAUGGUCCAUCAUGAUGAGCCUUACCAAGCAUUGACUACGAUGGUUGAGCAGCAGUUUCUUGAGGGGAACGAGGGCUUCAAACUGCAGAAUGUGUCCGAACAGGAUCUUUGCAGUGCUGGCAUUGCAGGUGUUUGCUUGGGCUUCCUUGAGCGGAAGGGCAGUCCCAGUGACAUUGCAGUCCACAAGAUGGUGGCCUGCUUGGUGCGAGAGCUUUGUGCAUUUAUGGCUUCCACCACCCACGAGGUUUGCAACAGCAUUCAGCUCUGGAGGGCACUUUCUGCAGGCUUGUCGGGGGAUCUUCGCACGGCUUCUGCCGCAACUGCCAAGCUGCUGCCUGUCCAUGCUGCUACUCGCAAAAUGAUGUUUCGGUUGGAGCAGAAGAUCUUGAGCAGUGGAAAAGACUUUGUGAAAUCUUUGGUCAGUGAACUUGGUCUUGGCCCAGCUUUGGCAAGAGCUACCAAAGAACUUGGCUUUCCUGUGCCACCUUUGCUGGGAGCAGUGCUCAAUGUGCUUCGUGCGUGCCAUGGUUUGGGGGACGAUUCCCUUGACACCAAGGAGGUGAAAGUCUCCCGUGACUCUUUGCAGAAGAACUUGCCAAUGUACAUGAAGCUUGUGGGUGUGACUGAGACCGAGCCAGAGUUCCUCAAGGAAGCUUUGCCGGAUUUGUAUGGCAAGGUUCUGCAGUAUGUCACUCAUUUCCAGGUUUGCUUGCUCGAGUGGCUUGAGGGAAAGGAGAAGUUCCUUGCAGAAAGUGAGAAGCUCUUGGACAAGUUCAGGCCUGUGCUGGAGGCCGUUCAAACUUGGGACUUCACCCAAGUACAGUGGCUGCUGCAGUGUCGAGAUGCAGAGCAGGCCAAGAAGGUGGAAGAUGAAUCAGGCCAAUUGCUGGUCGCGCGGGAGAAGCUUGGCAAAGGUGUUCCAUUGCUCAACUCCUUGAAGUACAGCAGUGGGAAUCUGGGUGAUCCUUCGUUGUGGGGUGGGCACUUCCUGACCAACUUGCCCAAGCGA
Messenger RNA from Durusdinium trenchii, 2337 nucleotides. Lineage: Eukaryota; Dinophyceae; Suessiales; Symbiodiniaceae. The record is from the annotation of a GenBank genome assembly.